Messenger RNA from Xenia sp. Carnegie-2017, 4119 nucleotides. RefSeq names its product transient receptor potential cation channel subfamily A member 1-like. The transcript is spliced from 15 exons. Gene Ontology annotation, cellular component: membrane. Gene Ontology annotation, molecular function: monoatomic ion channel activity; protein binding. Gene Ontology annotation, biological process: transmembrane transport; monoatomic ion transport. NCBI's taxonomy places the organism in Eukaryota, Metazoa, Cnidaria, Anthozoa, Malacalcyonacea, Xeniidae. The record is from RefSeq and is a predicted model, not a curated record. Bases 209 to 4015 code for a protein of 1268 amino acids.
UUCAUUAUUUUUUUGUCACAGGAUGUCUAUAUAAUGGUGUUGACACAGAAUAGAUCCAUAAAACAGGUGACACGAAUUUCAAAGGUUCCGACAUCGAGUGGCGCUUCUGUUUUGUAUCUAUUCUGUCGUUGUGACAAGAGACUCUUCACUGGUAUAAAAUGGUGUCCGUGUGGUGAAAUAUUAAUUGUUGAAAGAUUCCUUCGCACAAAUGGGUAACACAGCAAUGUCUAACAGAUCAUGGAAGUGGACUAAGCUGGACCUCACACAAGACACAGUCAACGAACCCAAGGAUUUAGCAUUGACACCCCUGUUAUCUAUCGAAGCAGAGAGCGAAACAAAUAUAGUAGAACGAGAUGACAAUAAGAUGAAGGAUAUUAACCGAAUGAAAUUUGCAGUAUUUAACGAUGAUGAGAAAAUGAUCAACGAUAUCUUGAGGGAGAAAACAAGUGAACGAGAAAUUCAAAACUUACUUGCCGAACUUGAUGAAAAAGGACGACCAUGCAUAUUUUAUGCCGUGGAGUUCCGAAGUCUUCGUGCGCUUACUUGUUUGUUAAAUCAAGUGAAAGAUACGAAGUGUGUGACAGCUAAGAAUGGAGAAACUGUACUUCAUGUAGCCACGGAAAUGAAUGACGCUGGUAUUCUUAAAAAAUUGUUGGAUCAUGAUUUCGUUGUUCAUCUUGUGAACGAUGUUGAAAGCAAGAAUAGCCGCUCGCCACUUUUCUUUGCUGCCAUGUACAACUUUGUCGACGUCGCCAAGGUGUUGCUGGAACAUGGUGGAAAUAUGACAAAAGUUGAUGGCUCAAACAGAUCACCAUUGUAUAUCGCUGCAGAAAAAGGACGAGCUGGCUUGCUCGAUCUAUUCUUAAAGCAUGAAAAAAGUAGAGUGAAAGAGUUAUUGUUCAGCAAGGAGCAUGGCGGGAAACAUCACCAAAAUAUACUUCAUGUAGUUGUGGACAGCGGAGAUGAAAGUACUGUAGAAGUUUGUCUGCAACAAGAUGAAGAUAUGAUACGUUCCUGUUUGCAAGAAGAAAUGAAUAGUGGUGGUAGUUAUUUGGUUGACGCUGUCCGUAAAAACGGCUUGGAGGAAAUAUUGUCAAGGUUUAUUGAUACGUUGGGAGAUUCACUUGUACAGCAAAACAAGAUAAGAGAAGAACCGGUGGGAGAUUCACUUGUACAGCAUGCCGCGAUAAUAGAAGAACCGCAAGAAGCUUUACCUGUACAGCAUGCCAUGAUAAUAGAAGAACCGGUGGAAGCUUUACCUGUACUUGUACAGCAUGCCACGAUACUAGAAGAACCGUUGGAAGCUUUACCUGUACAGCAUGCCGCGAUAAUAGAAGAACCAGUGGAAGCUUUACUUGUACAGCAUGCCGCGAUAAUAGAAGAACCGGUGGAAGCUUUACUUGUACAGCAUGCUGCGAUAAUAGAAGAACCGGUGGAAGCUUUACCUGUACAGCAUGCCGCGAUAAUAGAAGAACCGGUGGAAGCUUUACUUGUAAAGCAUGCCACGUUAAUAGAAGAAUCGGUUGAAGCUUUACUUGUACAGCAUGCCGCGAUAAUAGAAGAAUCGGAGGAAGCUUUACCUGUGCAGCAUGCCGCGAUAAUAGAAGAACCGGUGAGACAUUCACUUGUACCGCUUGACGAGAAAAGAAAAGAAUUGGUGAGAGAUUCACUUGUACAGCAUGACGAGAAAAUAGAAGAACUGAGGGGAGAUACAAAAAGCAAGAGACGCAACAUAAGAGAAGAAUCGAAUUUCAAUCAUUUAUCUGAUGAAAUCCCGCACAACGGCCAAGCGUCGCCUACGUGUCCGCGCGAUCGUUAUGCAGGUUUCUCUCAUCGAGCCUUGCUCCUUGCAGUAGAAGGUGGUCAUGUUGAAGACGUGAAAGAAUUUCUAAAAGAAAAUCGUUUCGUUAAAAGAGAUAAAAAUGGCACAGUUCUUCAUUAUGCAGUAGCUCAUCCUGAACUACUGAAGAUUUUGCUGAAGGAAAGUGACAUUGUUUCAUUGAUAAAUGAAGAAAGAACAGACGAUGGUUAUGCUCCAAUUCAUGCCGCAGCUAAAGAAGGCCGAGUCGAGAGUGUGAAAAUUUUGAUUGACAACCGUGCUCAUCUGAACGUCCUCUCAGAAAACCAAAGUUCGCCAUUACAUUGCGCUGUUAGUUCUCAGAAUCUUGGUGUGAUUAAAUUAUUACUUGACAAUUGUAGAGAGUUAAUUGUCAAGGUUAAUGACAACAAUGAAACUCCGCUUCAUACAGCUGCAUACUAUAGUAGCUCACGGGUCGUUGAAUAUCUUCUGAAAUACGAAAUAUUUAUGACGAGCGACAUCGACUAUCCCACUCCACUUCAUAUUGCAGCGUGUCAUGGACAUCUCGAAACUGUUAAAUUGCUGCUAAAACACAAACCUUCCUUGAUCAACCACAAAGACAAAGAUGGAGAGACACCACUGUUUAAAGCUUGCUCGAAUGGCAAGACAGAUGUAGUGAAAUUUUUACUCGAUAAUAAAGCAGACAUUAGUAAUGGAAAUAAAGUUACAAGCAAGGAUUACGUUUCUUAUUUUGACGCAAUGAUUAGUAAUGGAAAUAAAGAUACAGCUAUGGCGAUGAUGUGCCAUGAAAGAUGGAAAGAGAUAAUGGAAACAACAAAGCAUGGUCCUGAAGCAACGAUGAAAAAGUUGAUUUCCCAAGGUAUGUCCGAAGUGGCAUAUCAAGCACUCGUUAACAGCGAGACGCACACAGGUGAUCCAGAAAGCAAGAAUUACGAAAUUAAAUACGACUUUAUGUGUUUACAGAAAAAUAAUGCUAGAGCAAAUGGAAAUGUGAAGCCGCUGACUGCCAUCGAAGCGAUGGUAAAAAGUGGCAGCUACAAAUGCUUACAGCAUCCUGUCUGCUGUAAAUAUCUGAAAGAAAAAUGGAAGGCAUUUGGAUUCAAAGUUUAUUUGGUUGGAUUUUUAAUUUAUGUCGUGUUUCUGGUUUCUCUAAACGUUUAUGCGUUCAAAAUUCCUUCAUACGAAGAGUCAAUUAAUAAUCAAGAAUUACCAGAUGCAUCAAUAACUGUUAUGAUAGCGAUGAGUAUCUGUCUUGUUUCUGCCGGCUUUCAGACAAUGAAAGAAAUUUGUCAGUUGGUGCUUAACAGGGAGAGUUAUUUACGCGACCCAGUCAACUAUUUGGAAUGGACUCUCUUCAUAUCAACAUUCAUCUUUACUGCACCGAUUAACGACAAUAUCUCUGUAAAGACAAGUUUACAAUGGAAAGCCUGUUCUGUGGCGUUGUUCUGUGCUUGGAUGAAUCUUAUUAUGUAUUUCAGAAGAUUUGCCUACUACGGUAUUGUUAUACAAAUGAUGAGGAAAAUUUUCGUCACAUUGAUCAAGGUUUUGAGUCUGUUAUUAUUUUUCUUCGUCGCGUUUGCAGCAGCUUUUACAGUGAUACUGAAUGACAGAGAGGGAUUCGGGAAUUUUCGAACCUCGAUGUUAACUACAGCGAUCAUGACGAUCGGAGAAAUUGAUUUUAAGGAGACAUUUCUUCGUCACCAUUAUUACAACAUGUUUUACCCAACACAGAUAGUUCUUUUUGUCGUUUUCGUCGUCGUCAUGCCUGUCGUUAUUAUGAACCUCAUUCUCGCCCUUGCCAUUGAGGAUGUAUCUAAGAUUAAAAAGGACGCCAAAUUGCGGAAACAUAUUCAUACGGCGAACAUGAUCAUCAACCUUGAAAGAAAGAAGUUCAUAUUUUCUUAUUUCACGAAAAAAGAAAAGCCACUUAAAAGUCCUUUGGUGGAAUUGCCCAACAAAGAAGGUGGAUUAUCUAAUUUUGUUGAUGGAAUUAUAUUUUAUGAUUUUUCCUCCGAUAAAGAAGACGUGAGCUCGGAGCAAGUCGAAAAAAAUGAAGAUCUAGUGACGUUGAUUAAAAUGAUUAAAGAAUUACAAAUUCAGAAUGCUAAAGUGUUGAAAAAGUCAAAAAAAAAUUCUAGACUGAUCAAGAAUAUUUCGCGAAUUGAAGAAAAGAAAAAUGACUCUGCUCAGUCUUAAGGUAAACUUAGUUCUCUCUAAAUUUAUACUUGUGUAAUUUCCUGUAGACAUUGUUAUCUUAGAUUAGACCAAUUAAAUUCAUACAUAUUUAUGUUUCACGUAAA